This is a messenger RNA of Haplochromis burtoni (Burton's mouthbrooder), 6465 nucleotides long. It is a transcript of the gene megf6, whose product is annotated as multiple EGF like domains 6. The record is from RefSeq and is a predicted model, not a curated record. Gene Ontology annotation, molecular function: calcium ion binding; scavenger receptor activity; protein binding. Lineage: Eukaryota; Metazoa; Chordata; Actinopteri; Cichliformes; Cichlidae.
GUUGCCGGAGGUUUGGAGAGAUGGCCCCACAGUCACUGUGGGUGGUGCCUUUCUUCGGAGCCAUUCAAAGGCAGCCUUUGACAUGAGACAGUUGCCCCUCUGCGUAACAAGCAAACGGGAUAUCAGGGAUAUCAUUGCAGGAUAAACAAAAGUCGUGAGUCAUGUUUAAAGGAGGACUUUCAUAAAUGUCAGGAUGCUCUUCAUUUAACAGGCACAGAGCCUGCGCCGAUUGAGUACUUCUGACCGUGGUUGUAACCGGCUGAAAUUAUGUUCCCACAUAUUUUUAUUUUGUGCGUAAUAUUAUUUGGCACUAUGCAUAUCGCGUCAUCUUUGGAGCUGCAGCUUGGCAUGCCAAAUGUUUGUGCUGACCAGGAGAUGUCCAUGGUAGGGAGCCGUCAACCUUGCGUCCAGGCUUUUACCCGCAUGGUGAAGGUGUGGAAGCAGGGAUGCACAAGCCACAAAUGGUGUAUGGGUGUUGAGAGGAGGACAACGUACUACACAGUUUACAGGCAAGUGUACAGAGUGGAUUUGCACACAGUCUACAGGUGCUGCCCUGGUUGGAUUCAGAAGGGUGAAGAGAGAGGUUGUCUGCACAGGGUUUGCAGUGCCAAUAUGUGCUUCAAUGGAGGGAGAUGUGCUGAGACUGGAGACCAAAUAUGUCAUUGUCCACUGGGCUUCAAAGGGACGCGAUGUCAAUAUGAUGUUAACGAAUGUGAAGUGGAUGAAGGCGGCUGUGAGGGGUACUGUUGCAACACCAUUGGCAGCUACUACUGCAAGUGCCCUGAAGGCAGUAGGUUGGGGCCAGAUGGCAAGGCCUGCAAUGAUGUAGAUGAAUGUGAGGAGCUCAAUGGAGGAUGCCAGCAGACAUGUGUCAACACACCGGGCUCCCAUCACUGUGAGUGCAGUGAAGGCUUCCGCAUGCACUCAGAUGGUCGAACUUGUAUCGCUGUGAAUUCCUGCUCUGUCUUGAAUGGUGGAUGUGAACACAAGUGUGUGGACACGGGGGACAAUCACUACAAAUGUGAGUGUCGGAAGAACUACCAGCUGAAGAGGGAUGGGAGACACUGUAAAUUGAGAGACCCCUGUGAGGAGAGGAAUGGAGGCUGCAGCCAGAUGUGUACUUCAGAAGAAGGCCAAGUUCACUGCAGCUGCCGACCUGGUUUUGCACUGGCUGGAGAUGCCAAGAACUGUGAAGACAUUGAUGAGUGCAGCUCUGGCCAUGCCAAGUGUUCCCAUGGUUGUGUCAACAUGUUGGGUUCCUUUAGCUGUGUGUGUCAUCCGGGUUUUGAACUCGGUGCUGAUGCUAAACAAUGCUACCGCAUUGAGAUGGAGAUUGUAAACAGCUGAUAAUAAUGAGUGUGUGAGUGAGGAGUCCUGCUGCAGCCACUUCUGUAAAAAUUAUCCAGGCGGCUAUGAAUGCAGCUGCUGGCCUGGUUACAGACUAAAUCCAGACGGUUGCAGCUGUGACGACAUUGACGAGUGUCUGGCAGAGAUCUCGGACUGUGAACAAUACUGCAUCAACACUGUGGGAGCGUACGAGUGCUUUUGUCAACAGGGCUUCCGUUUGAAUGAGGAUCGGCGCUCUUGCGUGUCUCUUUACGCCAGAGAGCUGGAAGAGGAAGAUGAAGAAGAGGAAGAUGAGGAAGUGCAGCUCGAGGCUGGCAGAUUACCGGACCUGCUGUUCCGCAACGCUCCUCAGCUCCUGCAGUACACGGCAGCCUUGCGCUCCCAUUACGGCAGCGAAGAUGAUGACGACGAUGAUGGUAGUCACCGUGGUGACAGUGAAAAAGUAUUAGAGAUCCUGAGAGAGCGCAGGGGAGAGCUCAGACUGGAAAGUCACAUAGUGUGUCUAGAUGACUCAUUUGGGGAGGACUGCAGUGUAAGCUGUGAAGACUGCGUGCAUGGAGCGUGCAACGUAAACAGAGACCGAUGCGAAUGUUCGCCUGGGUGGACGGGGGUCAUCUGCAAUGAGACUUGUCCACAGGGGAGCUACGGACAGGCCUGUAACAGCCUGUGUCGCUGUCAGAAUGGAGGCUCCUGUGACCCUGUGACUGGCAAGUGUUUGUGCCCCCCUGGGGUGCAAGGCUUGCUCUGCGAGGAUGGUUGCCCAAAGGGUUUUUUUGGGAGGCACUGCAGAAGAAAGUGCAACUGUCCCAACAGUGUGCACUGCCAUCGUCUCUAUGGAGGCUGCCUGUGCCCUCCAGGAUUAUAUGGGCGUUUUUGCCACCUGGCUUGUCCCAGGUGGACGCACGGAGCGGGCUGUUCCAAGGAGUGCGACUGUGUUCAAGAACAUUCCACCGCCUGUGACCCCAAAACGGGAAGCUGUUUCUGCAAGGCUGCGUAUCACGGCCCACGAUGUGAACAAGAAUGCGAUCCAGGCUUUUUCGGGCCCGGCUGUGAGAAGCCAUGUGACUGUCCAGGUGGAGGGUCAUGUGACCCCAAGACUGGAGAGUGCAGCCAGCAAUGUCCUGCAGGGCUUCACGGACAUAACUGUCAACUGGCCUGCCAAGCUGGAAGCUAUGGAGAGAACUGUCUUCUGACCUGUGAUUGCAGUGGAGCUCCUUGUGAUCCCAUAACUGGACAAUGCAUCUGUCCUGAUGGAAAGAUGGGACACUCGUGCCAGGAAGACUGCCCUGAUGGAUUCUGGGAGUCAAAGUGCCAGUCUUCUUGUCCUGAGUGUCAGAACAGAGGCUCGUGCAACAAGCAGACCGGUACAUGUGAGUGUGAGCCAGGAUUCAUGGGACAGCUCUGCCAAAACAAGUGUCCUGCUGGGUACCAUGGACCAGGCUGUCUAACACCUUGCUCUUGCCACCCUGAUGCCAGUUGUGACCCACAGACUGGGAAAUGCAUUUGCCCUCCUGGAAAAAGAGGCCACGAUUGUGCAACAUUAUGUGAUCCUGGUUUCUGGGGACAAGGGUGCACCAGUUCUUGUCAGUGCCACGAACAGUCUCUGGGCUGUGACCCAGUCAGUGGUCAGUGUGCGUGUGAGGCCGGCUACACAGGAGACCGAUGUGAAAAGAAGUGUAUGAAUGGCACUUAUGGUCGGGGCUGUGCCCAGCUGUGCCAGUGUGAGAAUGGAGCCCUCUGUGACCAUGUGAGUGGAGCCUGUACGUGCUCUCCUGGAUAUACGGGCACCUUCUGUGAGAAAAUGUGCCCGGACGGCUUUUACGGUCUUGACUGUGGCCAGAUGUGCGAGUGCAGGAACGGUGCCCGUUGCCACCACAUCACAGGAGCCUGCCUGUGCACCGCCGGCUGGGCAGGACCACACUGCAUUCUGGAAUGCCCAGAGGGUCAGUUUGGAGAGCAAUGCAGUCAGACCUGUGAGUGUCAGAACGGAGGUCAGUGUAACCAUGUGACUGGGAGAUGCAGCUGCACAGCUGGGUGGACCGGAGAUAGGUGCCAACUGCCCUGUCCUGCAGGACGAUAUGGAGGGCACUGUUCAAGUCAAUGUCUGUGUCAAAAUGGAGGGACUUGUAACAGGAUCAGUGGCCGGUGCUCCUGCCCACUGGGAUGGACUGGAGCAGCUUGCGAAUUGGAGUGUGAAGAAGGACGUUAUGGAAAGAACUGCACCGAGGUCUGCCGCUGUAUGAAUGGAAGGAGAUGCGACAGAGUGACAGGAAAAUGUGUGUGUCUCCAUGGUUGGACAGGAGACCUCUGCCAGUCAGCCUGUUCUAAGGGAUUCUUCGGGGAGGGUUGUGAGCAGAGGUGUGACUGUGCCCAUAGUUCGAGUUGCCACCAUGUGACAGGCCGCUGUGAGUGCGUGCCAGGCUGGAGAGGAGCCAGGUGUGACAAAUCCUGCCUCCCGGGGUUCUACGGUGCUUCCUGUGCCCAGCGGUGUCAGUGCCAGGCUGGAGUGUCCUGUCACCAUGAGACGGGGAGCUGUGGCUGCCCAGCUGGACUCACAGGGGCUGGCUGCGAGAAAACCUGCCCUGCUGGAGUGUUCGGACAAAACUGCACCAAGCUGUGCCAGUGUUCAGGAGACCAAGCGCAGUGCCAUCCGGUGACGGGGAAAUGUAGCUGCUUGCCCGGUUAUUAUGGGCCGCGAUGUGGGCUAAGAUGUAGAGCGGGGACUUUUGGGCCGAACUGCAAGUCCAGGUGCAGCUGCAUCAAUGGUGGUCGCUGUGACUUCAGGACUGGUUCCUGCUACUGUCCUCCUGGCUUCAUAGGCAGCGACUGCAGCUCAAGUUGUCCAAGUGGAUACUAUGGGAAAGACUGUGCUAAGAUGAGCACGUGUGGGGAAGUUGGACAGUGUCACCCAGUAACCGGGAGGUGUAUCUGUGGCCCUGGUAGGAUGGGAUUGUCCUGCGAGCAAGUGUGUCCCAGGGGGCGCUAUGGCAUGCAGUGCAGAAACGCUUGCAGCUGUCUGAACGGGGCUUUGUGUGACCCCAGUGAUGGGUCCUGUAAGUGUGGCCUCGGCUGGACUGGACCCCGCUGUGAGACAGCCUGUCCACAGGGAAAAUAUGGGCUUGAUUGUGCACAAGACUGUCCAUGCCUCAACAAUGGGACCUGCGACCGCUUCACUGGCAGCUGCAGCUGUACUGCAGGAUACUACGGCCACUCCUGUCAACACACGUGCCCAUCUGGGUUUUUUGGAGUGAAUUGCGCACACACCUGCGUUUGUAAGGUGCUGCAAGCGUGCGAUCCUGUGACAGGCAAAUGUGCGUGUCCACCGGGCUACCAUGGCUCACAGUGCCAAAGACGAUGUGAGGCUGGCAGCUUUGGACCGAACUGUGAAAGAUCAUGUGACUGUGCUGGCGAGGCCCCAUGUGACCCAUCGACAGGACGCUGUCUCUGUCCCCCAGGAAGAACGGGGCACAGAUGUGAAAAAACCUGUGACGAAGACCGUUUUGGCCCUGAGUGCUCCCUGCUGUGUCGCUGUUCUGACAGGGCCCGCUGUGAUAGGGUGAAUGGACGUUGCCUGUGCCCGCUCACCUGGCUUGGCCCUUCAUGUAGUGAAGCACCGCUCCACCAAACCCCGGGAGUGCUGAACUUCUCUGUGUCCCAAAGAAAGAGAAGAACAGGCAGCAAAACCACAUAACCCAAGCAGAGGUACAAACAUCUGACUGGGUGUUCAAACACAGGACUUGGCUCAGUGAAGCAUUACUCAGAUCAUCUCGGUAAAGGUAAUGCUGGUGUUAAUAUGUUCGCUCAAACUUGUAGUCGGCUGUCAGAAACUGGCACUCAAUCACCAAAUCCCAAGCUCGGGGGCGAUUAACUAGUGGACCUGGCAUGUGAGAGGCCUUCAAAGGAGCAUGAACUCAAACGUACCCAGUCAAUCUAAAAUUAAAAGUUCAGAGUUACACAAGCUUCUUAGCAAUACGCACACACACACACACACACACACACACACACACACACACACACACACACACACACACACACACACACACACACACACACAAACAAACAAAUACCUGAAUUACAUUUGUUACUGACACGAGAUUCUUUUCAUCCACUGCCACUUUUUUUAUGUGGGUGUCCAUAAAAGGCUUAAUGUUUAGUGUAAAAGAAUGCCAAGCAUAUAUCUAUGUAAAAAUAAAAAUGUAUGAAACAGAUUUAGAAAUACCGGGGCAGCUUGUUUACUUAUUUUAAAACACAAAAGAUGAACACACACAGAAAAAGUCAACGCGAGACACAAAAAUAUGGUCCAAAAGUGAAAAAAUAGAAUAUUUUAUGUGCACCAAAGUGGCCUGUUAAAUGCUGGAAAGAGUCUCACAGUGGUGCUUGCACUUUUCAGAUACAUUUUUUGCAUUUUAAUGUUAACGCUUUUCCCUCUGAAAAGAAUGAAGAUCAGAUAACCAGUUCAUUUGUGAAGAAGCUGGCUCUGGGACACAAUAAUGGCCCAAUAUUCGUCUCAACUCACUUUAAGGUUAAGUUUGGCUUGACCAAAUUUAAUUUCCCUGCAAUUCAAACACUCAAUUUAUUAGCGCUGACCACAGGUUUUCCUGGUGCAGUGCUGGUCACGAGUCAUUACAUUUAAACUUCUUUCAGAUUUGUGUUCGCCGAGUGAGCUGCUGACACAGAGGUGGGCAAUUUUACAAAAAACCCCCCAAAAAACAACAACAAAAGAAAAUGUUACUGCACUUUUCUCUGGACUUACAGUAGUAGAAACUCAUUUCCCCCUUUCACUACUGCACUACUUUUACAAGACAUUUUAUCUCGAUUGGUGUUCGUCUGUUUUUAUUUUUUGUAAAAAACUGUAUUUGUAUUAUAUCUCAGGUCGGUGCCAGUUGUAUCACUCGUAACCCUACUGUGCUCAUUUCCUGGCAUAUCAGUGGUGCUACAUUGUUUAAAAGAGAAGAUACAUUUGAUUUAUCAGCCAGUUAGUAUGUUUCAUUUUGUCAUCUGUGACAGUGCCGUGAACCAAAUAAAUAACAACAAACACAUCUGUGGACAUUUCCUUUAACUAACCAUCUAUUUUUUUUGUAAUGUGUGCUAUGAACGCAGCGUUGCAUGGUAUUGAUU